AAACAAAAGACUUUGCCAAAAUGUUGACCAAUUUCGAGUCAAAAUCGGCUCGCGUCAAGGGUCUCUCGUUUCACCCGAAACGACCCUGGAUCCUGACCAGUCUGCACAGCGGCGUCAUCCAGCUGUGGGACUAUCGCAUGCACACUUUGCUGGAGAAGUUCGAUGAGCAUGACGGACCCGUGCGUAGUGUGGCCUUUCAUCAACAGAUGCCGCUGUUUGUGUCCGGCGGAGAUGACUACAAGAUCAAGGUGUGGAACUAUAAACAGCGUCGCUGCAUUUUCACGCUGCUGGCGCAUUUGGAUUAUGUACGCACAGUCGCUUUUCAUCACGAGUAUCCGUGGAUCUUGAGUGCCUCCGAUGAUCAGACCAUACGCAUCUGGAACUGGCAGUCGCGCAACUGCAUCUGUGUGCUCACCGGGCACAAUCACUAUGUGAUGUGCGCCCAAUUCCAUCCGACAGAGGAUCAAAUUGUGUCCGCCUCGCUGGAUCAGACGGUGCGUGUUUGGGACAUAUCCGGACUGCGUAAAAAGAAUGUGGCACCCGGUCCCGGUGGACUAGAUGAGCACCUGAAGGGCCAUCCGGGCGCCACAGAUCUGUUCGGCCAGGCCGAUGCAGUGGUCAAGCAUGUACUAGAGGGUCACGAUCGCGGCGUCAACUGGGCCAGUUUCCAUCCAACGCUGCCGCUGAUUGUGUCCGGCGCCGAUGAUCGCCUGGUGAAGCUGUGGCGCAUGAACGAGUACAAGGCCUGGGAGGUGGACACGUGCCGUGGCCAUUAUAACAAUGUGUCCUGCGUGCUAUUCCAUCCACGCCAGGAUCUGAUCAUCUCGAACGGCGAGGAUCGCAGCAUACGCGUCUGGGACAUGACCAAGCGCCAGUGUCUGUUCACAUUCCGGCGUGACAACGAGCGCUUCUGGAUUAUGGCAGCUCAUCCCACGCUGAAUCUGUUUGCUGCCGGCCACGAUGCGGGAAUGGUGGUCUUCAAGCUGGAGCGUGAGCGUCCUGCUUAUGCGGUGCACGGCAACAUGUUGUACUACGUGAAGGAUCGCUUCUUGCGCAAACUGGACUUUACCACGACCAAGGACACGGUGGUGAUGCAGCUGCGGCCCGGCAAGUCGCCCGUCUACAGCAUGUCCUACAAUCCCGCACUGAAUGCGGUGUUGAUAUGCACGCGCACCAACAAUCUGGAGAACAGCACCUAUGAUCUGUGCCAAAUCCCCAAGGACAGCGAGAGCGACCGACAAAAUGAAUCGGACAGCAAGCGCAGCUCCGGCAUUACGGCCAUUUGGGUGGCACGCAAUCGUUUCGCCGUGCUCGAUCGCAAUCAGCAGCUGGUGGUGAAGAACUUCAAGAACGAGGUGACCAAAAAGAUACCCACAUUCUGUGAGGAGAUCUUCUAUGCCGGCACAGGCAUGCUGCUCAUACGCGAUCCCGAGUAUGUGACCCUGUACGAGGUGCAGCGUCUGGUUUCCGUCGGCAGCAUCAAGCUGGCCAAGUGCCGCUAUGUGGUCUGGUCGCCGGACAUGUCGCUGGUGGCAUUGCUAUGCAAGCAUUCGGUUACCAUCUGCGAUCGCCGGCUGCAGUAUUUGUGCACCGUGCAGGAGAAUUGUCGCGUUAAAUCGGGCGCCUGGGACGAGUCGGGCGUGUUCAUCUAUACGACAAGCAAUCACAUCAAAUAUGCCAUCACCAAUGGAGAUCAUGGCAUCAUACGCACCCUGGAUCUGCCCAUCUAUUUGACGCGCGUCAAGGGCAAUCAGGUGUUCUGUUUGGAUCGCGAGUGUCGCACCCGUGUCCUGCACAUCGAUCCCACGGAAUACAAGUUCAAGCUGGCGCUAAUUCAGCGCAAAUACGACGAGGUCUUGCACAUGGUGCGCAAUGCCCGGCUCGUGGGCCAGAGCAUCAUUGCGUAUCUGCAGCAGAAGGGCUAUCCGGAGGUGGCGCUGCAUUUUGUCAAGGACGAGAAGACGCGCUUCGGCUUGGCCCUGGAGUGCGGCAACAUUGAGAUUGCUUUGCAGGCGGCCAAAGCGUUGGACGACAAGGACUGCUGGGAUCGGCUGGGCCAGGCCGCCUUGCUGCAGGGCAAUCAUCAGGUGGUCGAAAUGUGCUAUCAGCGCACCAAGAACUUUGAUAAGCUGAGCUUCCUCUAUCUGAUCACCGGCAAUCUGGACAAGCUAAAGCGUAUGAAUAAAAUUGCCGAAAUACGCAAGGAUGUCUCCGCACAGUACCAGGGCGCCCUGCUCCUGGGCGAUGUCAAGGAACGCGUUAGCAUUCUCAAGAAUUGUGGACAGCUGUCGCUGGCCUAUCUCACAGCGGCCACCCAUGGCCUGGAUGAGCUGACGGAGACGCUGGGCGCCACCAUUAGCGCCGAGGGCAGCACAUUGCCGGAGGUGAACCCGAAUGCCCAGCUGCUGCAGCCGCCUGUGCCCAUACAGCAGCUGGAGACCAACUGGCCGCUGCUGUCCGUGUCGAAGGGCUUCUUUGAGGGUGCCAUGGUCACCCGGGCGAGCGGCAGCAUUACUGCACGCCAAGCGCUUAACAUCAAUGCGGAUGCUGCGCUGUUGGACGAGCACAAUGGCGGCGGCGAUGGCUGGGGAGCCGAUGCAGAUCUGGGCCUGGGCGAAGAUGAUGACGGCGAUGAGGAGAUGCAUGAUGCCUUGAGCAAUGACGAGGCCCAGGAGGAGGGCGCCGGCGGCGGCGGCUGGGAUGUGGGCGACGAUGAUCUGGUGGUGCCCAUUGAGCUGGCCUCCAAGAUCAAGGCCUCGGCGCUGGACAGCAACUAUUAUGCGGCGCCGAACAAGGGUCAAUCGCCGGCACAGCAUUGGGCCAACAAUUCGCAGCUGGUGCUGGAUCAUGUCAAGGCGGGCGCCUUUAACAGCGCCUUCCGUUUGCUCAACGAUCAGCUGGGCGUGGUCAAUUUCAAGCCCUUCAAAACGCUAUUCCUGCAGAACUAUGCCUGCUCGCGCACCAGCUACACGGCCAAUCCCAAUCUCCAGUCGCUCAGCGGUCAUCCGCUGCGCAAUUUCGCUGAGACCAAUCCGAAGCUGCAGCGUCCUGCGCUAGGCAUUAAGCUAAACGAGCUGGUGUCGCGCCUUCAGGCGGGCUACCAGCUGACCACAUCAGGCAAAUUCGGCGAGGCCAUCGACAAGUUCCACUCCAUACUGAUGAGUAUUCCGCUGCUGGUGGUCGAGACCAAACUGGACACAGCCGAGGCGCAGCAGCUGCUUAAGAUCUGCGCGGAGUAUAUUGUGGGCCUGAAAAUGGAGACCGUGCGCAAGGGCAUGCCCAAGUCGACGCUGGAGGAGCAAAAGCGUUUGUGUGAGAUGGCCGCCUACUUUACGCACUGCAAGCUCCAGCCUGUUCAUCAGAUACUGACGCUGCGCACCGCAUUGAACAUGUUCUUCAAGCUGAAGAACUACAAGACGGCGGCAUCAUUUGCGCGCCGUCUGCUGGAGCUGGCGCCGCGUCCGGAGGUGGCGCAGCAGGUGCGUAAAAUCUUGCAAGCCUGCGAGGUGAAUCCCAUCGAUGAGCAUCAGCUGGAGUACGAGGAGUUCAAUCCGUUCAACAUCUGCGCCAUCAGCUGGAAGCCGCUCUAUCGCGGCAAACCGGAGGUGACCUGCCCCUUCUGCGGCAGCGCCUAUGAUACCCAAUACAAGGGCAAUCUUUGCGCCGUCUGCGAGGUCAGUCAAAUUGGCAAGGAUUGCAUCGGUUUGCGCAUCUCUACAUUGCAAUUCCGUUAAACGGACACACGCGCGCACCCAUUAAAUGUUUCUUCUAGUUUUAAACAUGUCUAUAAAGUAUCCAUUAAUAUAUAAUAUAUGUAUAUGCAAUACACAAUUGAAAUAUUUAGUUGACUAUUUUUCCAACCUUUUUGUAUGCCAAUCCAAGUGCUUAUCCGUUUGAGCCCAAAGCGGCACAUUAGCCUAAAAUAUUAAAUAUAUAAUGUUAUUAAAAAUUAAAAA
Drosophila novamexicana is the source of this 3956-nucleotide messenger RNA. RefSeq names its product coatomer subunit alpha (gene alphaCOP). The transcript has 2 exons. Gene Ontology annotation, biological process: intra-Golgi vesicle-mediated transport; intracellular protein transport; endoplasmic reticulum to Golgi vesicle-mediated transport. Lineage: Eukaryota; Metazoa; Arthropoda; Insecta; Diptera; Drosophilidae. The record is from RefSeq and is a predicted model, not a curated record. Gene Ontology annotation, molecular function: protein binding; structural molecule activity. The coding region runs from base 21 to 3734 and encodes 1237 amino acids. Gene Ontology annotation, cellular component: COPI vesicle coat.